Toxotes jaculatrix (banded archerfish) is the source of this 1676-nucleotide messenger RNA. RefSeq names its product map3k7 C-terminal like (gene map3k7cl). The transcript is spliced from 5 exons. Bases 437 to 868 code for a protein of 143 amino acids. Gene Ontology annotation, cellular component: nucleus; cytosol. The record is from RefSeq and is a predicted model, not a curated record. Lineage: Eukaryota; Metazoa; Chordata; Actinopteri; Toxotidae.
UUGGACCCGGGCCGCCACAGGGGGACAGCGGACGGCAUUCCUCCACUGCCUGCGCCCUGUUGUGUUGCUAUUCGCCGCGUGGCUUUAGUCCGUGGAUAACAUGUCCGUGUCCACGCAAACUUAAGCCGCUGGACUGUCUCUGACUGACACCAGUGUAGUGGACGCAUUAACUGUACGGUGGGAAACAAAACAAUAUAGUUGGAGUCUCACGAGGGAAGCGGUGGUCCGCUCUUGGAGAGAUACUUGUGCCGUCUUUACUGGAUUUGCGCAGGGGCGCAACGGCUGACAGACGACCUGCGCUUUUUCUGAAGACACUUCAGGAGUGUUCGGACGGGGAACAAACAACAAUCACUCCUGAGGACGUACACUGAUACCUGAUUUUAAACUUUAUUAUUCAGAAUUUCCUGGCUCGGGUUCGUAGCUGCUUCAGGGAUAAAUGAUCACCUCAACCAGAAGAGUGUCUCCUGAUAAAUCUGAAGUUAGAAUUGCCUUCAGCCUCGACAACACAUCAGAUGUAAAAGAUGUGGAGGACCUCUCUCAGAAUUUCCCGGAUCUUGAACACCGAUUACAGCCUGUGCCCCCAUGUGUGUCUCUGAGAGAGAGCGUUCAGGUGUACAAGGAGCACUGCAGGAUGGCGAGAGAGUUCCACCAGGUCAAACAUGAGAUUGCUGUGCUUGAGGAUCGCAAGCGUAAGUUGCUGGCUGAGCUGGUGGAGGACGAGAAGGUUGCCAUGGAGAUUGCCCGUCUUGAGGAGGAGUUUCGGCGUCUCACAGAAGAGAAUCGCAAUUUGGUGACUGUCCACAACGAGCGCGCUCAGCAGCUGGAGAGGCUCUGCCUGAACAGUCAAAUGAGGCAGGACUCCUCAUGACCUCUGAUCUCCAUAGAACCUGAGACCUUCAGACACUCAGUUGACACCAGGCCAGGAAACAAAGGCUCAGCUAGGGCUCAUUCUACACAACUACAGUCUGUGAAUCAGCUAAUUACACAGAAAGGUGCCAUGUUUAUUCAUGUCUGAGUCAUCUGUUUGAACCACAGAUGUACUGUCAUCAUCAGUGUGAAGCUGUUAUAGUGUUUCUACCAAGCAAUGACACAAGGGCCAUUUAUCUGAGUACUGUUUUGUUUAUUAUGUGAUGUUUCAGAACAUUGCUGGUCGCUAUUGCAGUACCUCACAGUAUACAUUCAUACAAUGUCAGCUGCUGUGAAUGUGACCAGGUAUUCUGAUAUCUGUCUCAGGUCCUGUGGAGACUCAGAUCUUUUACCUGAGGUCUGUGGAGGAAGCCAAAGGUGGUUUGAUGUGGUCCAAAUGUUUUAUUUUGAAGAGUGUUUCCCCUCCCUCUCCCUCUCUCCCACCCCAGUACUUGCCUGUCAAGUUUCUGUUAUGGUAGAAAGGAAAUGAGUGUUGCACGGCGUUAGGGACUGGGGAAAAGAAAGCAAAAGAACACGGGUGAUGACCCAUUUCACAAUAAGUAUCUGCUGCGACACAACACUGUAAGAGUUGUACAUUUUUUGAUGUAGCUUGUCUCACUCACCUGUAGAAGGGAAGUACGCAACAACUGUUGCUUAUCGUCCUCGUCUAAUAAUAAAAUGCAUUUUAUUUUAACACCAGCAUCAGUUCCUUACUGCAGUUUCAUUUCUCCAGGCUGGUUCUGUUGUGUGCUUUAUGAUCAUAUUGCGUU